AUGGUGUGCUUCGGGCUCGGCGCGGCCGUGCUGAGCGUGGGCGUCGAGGCGGCCAGGACGCCGUGGACGGAGGCGGAGCGUAGAGCCUACCUGGAGCCCCUCGAGAUCGUCCUUGACGCGGCCCUGGCGGCCGCGCCCCUGGUGCGGCCCUGGGCGCUGGACCGCGACGCGAAGGGCCGCGUGUACUUUGUCCACGUGCCCAGCGGGAGGAGUAGCCGGCGCCACCCGCUGGAGCAGCAGCGCCAGCGGUCCGCGCGGGAGGUGGGCGCGUCCUGGGAGGGCGAGGCGGCCAGCGGGCUGAAGAGGUGGUGCACGGCGGCGGACGGCGAGGGCCGCGAGUACUAUUACAACGUGGAGACGGAGACCACGUGGGAGAACCCGGCCACCGCGCUCCUGGCGUCGCUGUACGUCAAGACCAGGGCGCUCGAGGCGCUGUGCCGCCUCGGCGGGCACGGCGCGCCCGCGGGCGGCGAGGAUCCCGGGCAGGCCGGGGCGACGAGGGCCCAGGCGAGGAGCGCCACGGAGGUGGUCCAGCAGCUGGGGCAGCAGCACGACAUGCAGCAGCACAUCCAGGAGCAGCGGCGGCAGGAGCAGCAGGCGCGGCACAUGCAGGAGCAGCACGUGCAUCCGCAGAUGCAGCACGUGCAGGAGCAGCGGAUGCAGCAGCAGCCGCAGUGGCAUCAGCAACAGGCGCAGCCGCAGCCAUGGCAGGUGGUGCAGCUGCAGCAGCAGCCGCAGCCGCAGCAGCAGCAGCACGUGGAGUUGACGAUCCAACAGCCACAGCAACCGCAGUCGUACAAGCCCGCUUGGAUGGGGCAGCAGUCGGGCCCGUUGGUGCAUGUUUCGGUCCAGCAGCCGUUCUUGUCGCAGAUGCCCGCUGGGAUGGGGACGCAGACGGGCCCGUUGGUGCAUGUUACGGUCCAACAGCCGCUAUUCGACAAUCAGUUGGUGCAGCAGCUGCUGCAGAUGACGGGCCAGGUGAGCCAAAACGCUCCCUGGAUGUUGCAGAGUCAGAUGGCGCAGCUGGGCGCCCCGCCGCCAACCUCCGUGCCCCCGCCGUGGUGCACGAUCACGAACUGGGGCCGGCAGGACACGCUGGAUAUCGAGAGCCUGGUCGGAUCUGCGCCGUAG
Messenger RNA from Prorocentrum cordatum, 1131 nucleotides. Lineage: Eukaryota; Dinophyceae; Prorocentrales; Prorocentraceae. The record is from the annotation of a GenBank genome assembly.